Lucilia cuprina (Australian sheep blowfly) is the source of this 4945-nucleotide messenger RNA. RefSeq names its product integrin alpha-PS3-like. The record is from RefSeq and is a predicted model, not a curated record. The coding region runs from base 785 to 4165 and encodes 1126 amino acids. Gene Ontology annotation, biological process: cell-matrix adhesion; cell-cell adhesion; cell adhesion mediated by integrin. The transcript is spliced from 9 exons. Lineage: Eukaryota; Metazoa; Arthropoda; Insecta; Diptera; Calliphoridae. Gene Ontology annotation, cellular component: external side of plasma membrane; integrin complex. Gene Ontology annotation, molecular function: integrin binding.
GUUUAUUUUGAUUUCGGUUGCCGGCGAAGUAAGUAGCACUAGUGAGGAGUGUUUGUAUGAAUCUGUACGCGAACAAAAAAACAACUAAAAUAUAUAUGUAGCAAAUAAAUGGACUGACUAACGCGUAAGUGUAGCAGAGAAAAACAACCAAGAAAAACACAUAUUCAAGAUAAAUACGUAUAAAUUGAAUCUACAAGAUUGUGUCUAAAGUAUAAAAAUAGUACAUGCAACAACAACAAUGAAAUAAACAAGCAAACGACACCACCACUAACUACACCAUACUAAACUAAACAACUCAACCUAACAGCAGUAAUAAAAAUUAUUUAAGUAACAAUUUAGUGCGUGAAAAACAAAAAAAUAUAUUUUAUAAUAAUGAAUUAAAAUACGAAAAAAAUAAUAUCUACUGAAUGUGAUAUAUGAGAUUAUAAUAAUCCACAUCCGAUUCUGGAAUUGAAUUCAUGGGAAGAGGAGAAAAAGUGCUUAAAUAUAAAUGACAAAUUUUUUAUAAUUUCUGUGUUUAUUGGAAUUAAAAAAACAAAAAAUUGAGUUACGAAAUGAAACCAUUGUUAUCAUUACAAAAUAUACAAAUCAAUUUAUUCAAAAAAAGAAAAUAAUAUACGAUAUAAAACGUGAUCAAGUUCUAAAUUUUUACUUAAAAUAAGAUAAGAAAAUUAAAUAAUAUUAUCUAUUGUUCAAUAAGUACCUUUUUUUGUGUUCACUAUUCGAAAAGAAUAGAAAGUAAAUAAAAAAGUUAUAAUAAUAAUAAUAAUAAAAAAAAUCAAAAAUGUCUGCUCAAAUAUUCCAAGUGCAAUGUUUAAUUUUCUGUGGUCUAUUUAUAAGUUUAUUAACCUCAACGCACACCUUUAACUAUGCACCAAAGCCACAAAUAGUCAUCACUGGACCCCAGUUGAAAUUUUUCAAACCUCAAACUCGAAGCUCAUAUUUUGGAUACACAAUUGUCAUGCGUACCUCGAGUGUAAUUAUAGGUGCACCCAGGGCGCAAUCAACUUUGGAAUUACAGAGAAAGGUUAACGAAACAGGUGCUAUAUAUCGGUGUCCAUUGGAUAAACCUACAGCGUGUUAUCCCUACAUAUUCGAUAUACAAGGAAAUCGUAAUAUCGAACAUAGUGAUUACACUUAUGAUUCGGAAAAACGUGAUUUCCAAUGGUUAGGCGCUUCCAUGGAUGGUGGUUUAAAAGACACCGAUAAGUUUAUUGUUUGUGCGCCAAGAUUUAUUGCACCAGUUGAGAAGAACGAUUAUUUAAUGCAUGGUUUGUGUUACUGGAUCAAUGAUACAUUAGCCGAUCAACCAAAAGAUGUACGAAAAAUAUCGCCCUUAAGAUUAAAGCAAGAUCAGAUUCGCAAAGAGGAUGGUACAAAGUUUUACUACUACAUGUUAGCAGAACAGGGUUUAAGUGUUCAUAUAACACCUGAUAACGAAGAAUUUCUUAUUGGUGCUCCCGGCAUUCACACGUGGAAAGGUUCAGUUAUACGACAUCGCAAGAGAAUUCUAAAUGAUGAUCCCAGCUUAAGUCGUCGAGAUACUGAAAGAGUUUCACGUAUUCGCAGACAACUGGACAUGGAUUUGGAAAAUACACAAAUUUACUAUGAAUCUGAUAUACCAAAUCCACAAAAUUUCCAUCAACCUCCUGAUUCAUAUUUUGGCUACUCCGUUAGUUCCGGUUAUUUCGAUUCAAAUGAUAAAACAAAAUUGUUGUAUCUUGCUUCAGCUCCACAAGCAAAUGAGCAAUCAGGAGAAGCCUAUAUUUACGAUUAUACUAGCAACCGAAUAACCAAGAACUAUGUUUUCCGUGGUGAACAAUUUGGUGAAUAUUUCGGAUACGCAGUGUUAGCUGAAGAUAUCAAUGGCGAUGGCUUAACCGAUGUUAUUAUAUCUGCUCCACAGCAUAGAGUUUCUGGCUUAUUUGACGAUGGUGCCAUUUAUGUCUUUAUAAAUCAAGGAAGAUUUAACUUCGAGCGUAAGCUGAUAACGUCUCCAGUUCACGGAAAAGCACGUUUUGGCACAACUCUAACCAGAUUGGGAGAUCUUAAUCAGGAUGGCUACAAUGAUAUUGCCAUUGGAGCACCCUUUGCAGGUGAUGGUUCCGUGUUUGUUUAUCUGGGAAGUGAAAGGGGUUUGCGUGACCAACAUAGUCAACGUUUGGAUUCGCCUAAGGCAUUUAUACAAUCAUCAUACGGCACUCACAUGUUCGGUCAUGGUCUUUCAAAAGGUUCGGAUAUUGAUGGCAACGGUUUCAAUGAUAUUGCAAUUGGUGCGCCCAAUGCCGAAACUGUUUUGUUGUAUAAAGCGUACCCUGUAGUAAAAAUCAUAGCUACUCUCAAAUCGGACACUCGUGAAAUUAAACCAGGUCAAUCAACAUUCCCCUUGUCUGUUUGCUAUAGUAUUUCAACAAAAUCCAACGAGUCCAGAAUUCAAUCUCAAGAAUUGGACAUGCAUGUAGUACUAGAUCCACAAGUGAAACGAGUAACAAUAUCAUCAACUAACCGCAAUGAAAUGAAAUUUAAGGCUGUAGCCAAAACUCAGACACAGUGUAGCAUUAUGGACUGUAAUGUAAAAUUCAUUGAAUCGGAAAUUUUCAAACCCAUUGAAUUGGAGUUGCACUACAACCUUGUCAAUCAUGUGCCAGAUUCCGAAGUAUUUUGUGAAACUUGUGCUGCCGUCGAUCCCGCUGAACCAAAAGUUUUUAGCGAAAAAAUUAUCUUUAGCACAGGUUGUGCAUCAGAAAUUUGCAUUGCUGAUAUGCAAGUGAAGAGCAGUGGAUUAGAUCAUUCGUACAUACUGGGCAGCAGUCGCACUUUAAAAGUUACAUAUGAUAUAUCCAACGCUGGUGAAACCGCCUAUUUACCACAAAUCAAUAUUACAUCGUCCAAUCGUAUGCCAUUCGCAAAAUACCCCUCCAACUGUAAGGUGCAUGAAUCAGUCAUGUUGUGUGAUUUAAAUCGUGGUCAAGCCAUGGUUAAGGGUGCUAAGGACUCUGUUACAGUCAUUUAUGAUGUGAGUAGCUUAACGGGUACGGCCAUGAUCUUAACGGCUGAAGUUUUCAGUACCGGUAAAGAACUUAAUCCAGGAAAUAAUAUUGUUAAGGAUGUCAUUACAUUGGGUGAAUUUACUGAGAUCGAGGCUGUUGGAGCUCCUAAAACGCCACAUAUCAAUUUAGAAAAGAUGUCUAACACAGCAGAAGUUAAGAGUUAUUAUGAGAUCAAAAGUAAUGGCCCCAGUAAUGUAGGUGCAAUGAAGGUUGUAUUUAAUAUACCCGUGGCCUACAGAAUACCAGGAUCCAUAGCCACAAUUCCUAUUAUUGAUAUGGACAACAUAACAAUGCAGGCUACCUACAACUCUCAAUUAGUGGUCUUUGACUUUUUCCAAAAUAAUAUUACACUCGUUAGGAAUUCUAUUUCAACCAUGUCAAGUGCAUCUUCGACAGUCACAAAAACCAUAAUGGAAAGCAGUAAUGGUUUGCAUUAUAAUGCCAUUGAUAUGGGUCAUGUUAAUGAGAUUUCCUUUCAAAAUACAAAUAACGACUUUGGAGAUUCAAUAAUGUCUGCUUCCAUGGGCCAUACUCGCAGACGUCGUGAAGCAGCUGCUCUAACUGCCAACAAGGACCAAUAUGCUCGUAUUGCUCAGGCCAAAUCUUAUGAUCUAUUGAGUGAAGAUUUAAAGGGUACUUUACCAGUUAAUCGUACCAUUGUGUUCAACUGCAAUGAUCCUGAGAUGACUGUAUGUGUUCAAGCGGUUAUGGAAGUUUAUAACUUUAAGCCCGAAACCCCCAUUAUUGUCACAAUGUCCUAUAUGGUAGAUCUCAAGGAGGUUAAUCAAAUUCUCAUUGAACCAUGGGAAUUCUUUGUGGUUCUAGUAGGUUUGGAUGUAGUCAAGACCAAUGGCUUAGCCUCUACUUUAGCGGUUAACAAAAAAAUAGACUACCACAUUAUUUCCAAACAUCAAUUAUAUGGCACACCCAUCUGGGUAAUAAUUCUCGCUAUUUUGGGCGGCAUUUUAGUCUUAGCUUUAAUUACAUACGGCAUGUACAGAGCUGGUUUCUUUAAACGUGCCACAAAAGAGGAAAUGGAUAAAUUAGUACAUCAAGCACAGAUAUCAAGUGAUGGCGUAACAGAAGCCUCCAAUUUAAAUGAUGAAAAUAAUUAAAUCGAAAAUAUGCAAUCAUCGAGAACAUCAUCGUUGUCGAUUUAUUGAAUAGCAGUGAUGAGUUGGAAUAAUCAUUGUGAUCUUGUCUAGUGUACAAAAGCUGUGAAUACACCUCCUUCGCCAUUUUCCGUUUUACGUGAAUGACGCCCAUUUUAUUUUUCCAAAAUAUGUACUUUGUUUUAUUUAUUUUAUGUUUUUUGAGUUUUAAUAUGUUUUAAACAGUUAAAUUACGAAUACAUCACUAAAAAAGAAAUUACAGAACAAACGCAACAAUAAUCUAAAUCUAGAAAUAAUUCUAGUUGAUAAUCAACUUGAAAAGAAGAUUAUUAUUUUUAACUUUAGAAACCACGAUUUCGAUACCAAAUGUUACUGUUUAUAUUCUUUUAAGUUAUUUUUAAUGAUUAUUUUUCCGUUUUAUAAAUAUUUUGUAAUUUUUGUAUGUUUAAAUAAGAAUGUGUAUAAAUAUAAGUUAAUUUAUUUGUUUAGCUUCAACAUUUGUUUCUAUAAAUAGUAUUAGGAAUAGUUUUUUAUUUAAUUAGCUGCCAUGUAAAUAUUUUAUUAUUUUCAAUUCAAUUCAACUCAAACUUACAUUUGAAUUUUUAAAUUUAAUAUUGUAAUUGUGUGUCUUACGAAACGUAUUGAUUGCAUUUUUAAACGUAAUUUGUAACUAUUUAGAAUCGAAUUGAAUAAAAAUAAUUGUAAAUUUUAAAUGAUUAAGACUUACAUAAGUAUUAAAAUAUAUUUUUAUAUUAAAAAAUAAAAAAUGAAAUUUAAUUAAAU